Messenger RNA from Alosa alosa (allis shad), 1641 nucleotides. It is a transcript of the gene hoxb7a, whose product is annotated as homeobox B7a. Lineage: Eukaryota; Metazoa; Chordata; Actinopteri; Clupeiformes; Clupeidae. Bases 78 to 773 code for a protein of 231 amino acids. Gene Ontology annotation, cellular component: nucleus. The record is from RefSeq and is a predicted model, not a curated record. Gene Ontology annotation, biological process: regulation of transcription by RNA polymerase II; anterior/posterior pattern specification. The transcript has 2 exons. Gene Ontology annotation, molecular function: DNA-binding transcription factor activity, RNA polymerase II-specific; RNA polymerase II cis-regulatory region sequence-specific DNA binding.
UGUAAUUCUGUAAUAUAUCACAGGACCUCGUAAAACCGACAUUUAAACCUUCUGGUCUACAAAUCACGGGUCAAAUUAUGAGUUCAUUGUAUUAUGCGAACGCGUUGUUUUCCAAAUAUCAAGCGGCAAGUUCGGUGUUUCCAAGUGGGGUUUUUCCCGAGCAAACUUCUUGCGCUUUUGCGUCCAGUUCCCAGCGAGCCAACGGCUAUGGCUCCAACUCCGGCGGCGCCUCAUUCUCCACUACCUCCUCAGCCUCCUCUCCGCUGCCGGGGCUGUACAGUACCGGAGGAGCCUUGUCCAGUCAGAGCCAGAGCACGUACCCUGCAGGCUAUGGGUUCACCACUGGCCCACUAAACAUGCACUGCUCCCCCUUUGAUUACCCGGGUCUGGCAGCGAAGUGCACCGUAGAUCCGUCCAAGGCGCCCGCUGGUUGCAGUAAGCCAGACCAGCGGAGUUGCCAUCAACAAAACGAAGACAACCUCAGAAUUUAUCCCUGGAUGAGAAGUACAGGUGCGGACAGGAAACGAGGCCGACAGACCUACACACGCUACCAGACCUUGGAGCUGGAAAAGGAGUUCCACUUCAACCGCUACUUGACCCGGCGGCGGCGCAUCGAGAUUGCGCAUGCGGUGUGCCUCACAGAACGUCAGAUCAAAAUCUGGUUCCAGAACCGACGGAUGAAGUGGAAGAAAGAGAACAAAACAGCGGGAUCAAGCUCUCCUACUACUGACGCGCCUGGCGGAGAGGAGGAAGAAGAGGACGAGGAAGAGUGACGGCGGCAUUGCGUGAACGGAGCGGGGCUCCAGACAGACUCUAAUUGUGAAACAGAAAUCCUUGUUGUCCUCAGUUUGUUCAACACUGAGUAAAACUACAAUUAUACUACCUAAUAAGAUAUUGUUGUUGUUCUGUAGAUGUGCAGGUUGAAGUCCCGUGUAGGCUGUAUGAGCAAUAGUCAAAAGACCAAUUGGUUUUGCACAUAGCAUAGCCUAUAAAAUGCUAUAUAAAAAAUGACCAUUCGAUUUUUUUGUUAAAUAAUGUUCAGAAUGGCUGUGCUUUCUUAUAUUCAGUUGAUUUUUUUUUUUUUUCGGAGGGAAAAUGCAAAAAGGGACUCUUUAUAAAACAUUUAAAUAGGCUAACAGGCAAUUUUUCUCUUUCUGUGUAUUGAUUGAGAUAUUUUGUGCUUUUCUUCAAGUAGCAUUUCUAUAUUGAACGAUGAAGGUAUUUGUGACAAAAAUAUGUACAGUGGACAACGGGAUAUGAUUAUAUUAUUAUUAUUAUCUUCUUUUUUUUUUGGGGUCGUUGUGAAAUGUUAUGUGCGCUCCAAUUAAAAAACGAAAAAAAAGAAAAGAAAAAAAAACUGGAUCAGACUUAAGUGUUCUGGAUAAUUCAAGAAACCUCUAUUAUGUUUUGUGCAUUCUUAUAGAUUUGCAAGCUGCAAUCAUGGAUGACGAUGCAGGGAAAUGGUUGUGAUUGCCAUAUUAUUCAGGUCGCUUAGCUUCAGGAAUUGUUCAAAUAUGUUUGCAUGAACAGUUUGCAAAUAUGCAUAGUAGUAAGGAUAUUUUAAAGAAAGGGUAACAAUAUUAAGUAUAGAAAAUCUGAUAGUCUAGACCACCAUAAGUAAUAUAACCAAGGCCCCUAAAC